GCGUAAUUUAACACCCCACCACGAUCCCGUGUGUCACAGCUCCUCUGGACUUUACUCUGAGCAGCAUCAAAUCUCGGCGGCAUUAAGUCAGAAUGGAUGUGAAGCUGUUGGCAGCCGUGACUGCGCUCAUGGUGGUGAUAUAUGCGCCUCCAUCUCAAGCAAAGCCUCUCAGUCUGGUGGAGAGAUGCUACUGCCGCUCGACAGUCAACAACCUCUCACGGAACUACAUUCGAGAGCUCAGGUUCAUCCAAACACCUAACUGCCCCUUCCAAGUGAUUGCCAAGCUGAAGUCAAACAAAGAAGUGUGCCUGAACCCGGAGAUCCGGUGGCUGCAGCAGUACCUGAAGAACGCCAUCAAGAAAAUGAAGCAGGCUAAACUGGGAAACGGAAACUGAGGAGUCCACAGACAUCCUCUUCAUCCACCACCAAGGGUUUUUGGACCAUCAUCAUUGUCAUCGUCGUCACAUAACAUGCGAAAUGAGACCAUGUGGUAUGUUAUACAGCACUUACUGGGGCUGCUGGUGAACCAACCUCCAACUCUUUACCAUGAACACCCACCAGCCCUGUCGCCGUCACCACCCCUGCCACUCUCAUCCCUCUUAGCCAUCAUAGGUGUUACUAGCGUAAAGUGCAAUUAUAUCCUGACAUGUAUGUUUUUCUAACUAUAUUGUAUAUACAUUUUUGUUAAUGGCCUUCAACAGUAAAGAGCUAUUUUUGGAGAUUUUCUUCCUCCCCUGGCCUCUUUGUCGUUUAGAAAUGAUCAGCCGUAGGGUCAAAGUGUUCAAGGGCUGUAUGGGUUAGUGGAGGCGUCUUCUCCAUGAUAAACAUGGGCCUGGAGUCUCCAUGCUCCGCUGAGCCAGGACCAAACAUCAGCUCUGGCUUUUCUUACUGUCUCUGGGUUUAAAUUGUACAAAGUGAUGGGGAGUUGCUGUCCAACUUGCAUUUCAUGUUUCAACUUAAUUGGCUCGGGAGGGAUUUCAGUGUGCCGCCCCAGACUGAAUAUGAGAUGGAUGAAAGAUUCCCGUAAAAUGGCAAUAAUCAUGAUUUUCUGAUGAAAAGUAAGAUUCCACCGACGCUUGGAACAUUUCCUGAGCCGCCCCGUGGCUGUGUUGCUCAACAUGAAUGAUGCUUCUUUAGUUUUUUUUUUUGUUUUGUUCAUUGUUGAGGACUAGCUGAACAUCUGCGUCUCAACAAUUUUAACCGAGCAACCAGUAAGUCAGUAUUUACUGGCAUCAUAAAGCUGUGUGAUUAAAACAAGUCAGGGUCAGUCAUUAAUGUUGGCUGGACGCUGCUGUGAACAGACGUUUCUGGGAAGGGAACAAACAAUUCAUGCAACAGUUACCACGUUAUGUUAUAAAGAAUUACUGACCACAGAGAUGUACAUAGAUGUGACUACCUAAGUGUCAUGAUAGCAAAGCACUUUAUGUCUGAUAUAUUCAAGUCAAACUCACUAAUCCUGAUCCUUCAUUUCCCGCUUUAGUCCUUAUGUUUUGUUUAUCAUGCUUUUUACUUCUGUUCUUUCUGAUCCACAAAUGUUUACUUGCAUCUAACUGUUAAAACAUUUACUCAUCACUUUGUCAUAUGUAAAAUUAAUAUUAUACAAAUGUUUUAUUUUUGUACCCUUUUAUGCAUUUAUAUAUUAAAUACAAACAUUUCAAUGAAAAACCUGUACUCUCACAACUGAGCCAAUACAGCAAAGCAUCAUGGGAAUGCUUUAUCCUUCCUAUAUGUCACGUCAUUUCAUCAUUAAUACAAACACACAGGUCAGUAGUAGUGUAUUUCUAUAUCCAGUUUAGAGAAAGUGCUUCCAGAGCCUAGUCACAGCUGGUGUAAUCUUACUGUAACAGUGGGUCAGAGGCUCGGUUUGAGGCUUUGAUGUAGGAACAUGUGCUUAGCUUCACUCACAAGGGCAAAUGAAAGGCAAGGACAAUAAUCCUGCCUGUGAUUUAACUAUUAACUCAACAAGCGACCAUUAGGGGAACAUUAGUGCUUAAAGGGAUGAACUUUUCACUUCCCUCUAAGGGCAUUACACACAGAGGAGCACAGUAGUACAUGUGAUGAGAGCGGUCCACUGAUUGAAGCGUCGGGGGGAGAUAGACGGGCCGUGGGUCGUGGUUCCCGGCCCAUUUGAAGUCAGGGCUAAGAAUGAUAGCAGCAGUACAUCUGAGGAAGACAAAGCUGUUGGUUUAAGCCUACAGGUAUCAACAAGCAAGGUUCUCUCUGCUAAUGUGAAAAUGAGGCAGCUUUUUUUUUUAUAAUGUCAAACAAAUAAAUCAUCCUUCAGAGCUGAGUGUUUGUUCUCACAGUAAAUCAUUUAUAAAUCAUUUGUUCACUGAGAAUAUUGCUAUUAAACUUUUUAAGACA
This is a messenger RNA of Betta splendens (Siamese fighting fish), 2364 nucleotides long. RefSeq names its product chemokine (C-X-C motif) ligand 12a (stromal cell-derived factor 1) (gene cxcl12a). The coding region runs from base 93 to 395 and encodes 100 amino acids. The transcript has 4 exons. The record is from RefSeq and is a predicted model, not a curated record. Lineage: Eukaryota; Metazoa; Chordata; Actinopteri; Anabantiformes; Osphronemidae. Gene Ontology annotation, biological process: chemokine-mediated signaling pathway; immune response; axon guidance. Gene Ontology annotation, cellular component: extracellular region. Gene Ontology annotation, molecular function: chemoattractant activity; chemokine activity.